ACAGCUGUAGCUGUAACCCUUAAUGUUUUUGAAAGGAAUACCUAGAAUGUAUACAGAGCACGAGCUCAUUCUAAUGAAACUAGCAAACGUGUAUAUCUGUGGCAAUUCAGCAGCAAAGAAAAGCAUAACCAUUAUCGCUAAGUCGUCUGAACACAGACAAGAACUGAUACAAAGCCUUUAGUGAUUUCUGAAACUUCUCCCUCACCAGCUCGUCCAGCUCUUCAUCCGUAAGGAAAUCGCUCGCACCCAAAGACAUGUAAUCGUCUUCCCUCCCCUCGCUGGGCCGAUCUGACCUCUGACCCCGAGGGGACCUCUGGAGGUUCCACAGAGGCGCCCGCUGCUCUGGAGGAUGCGGGUGGCACACGAGCCAGCGGGCAGUGCAUCGAUGCUGGAGGACCUGCUCCAGCAGGACGGGCUCAAGGUGGAGACCAUCCCCGAGAAGAAGGGCAUCCUCUUCCUCAAACACGUGGAGUACAGGCUCGCCAGCCAGCACUUCACGCUGCCUGUCACACGGAGGUUCAGUGACUUUGCCGCGUUCCAUGCGCUGCUGCUGCAAAGGUUCAUCUACAGGAUGGUGCCACCUCUGCCCCCGAAACGCGUCCUCAAAGGAGUUUGGAACCACAAGUCUGAACGUCAUUUCAUCGAGAGCCGUCGCCGCGGGUUACAGCGGUUCAUGUCCUUGGUGAUGCGGCACCCGAUACUCUCAGGGGACGAGCUGGUGAAGGUCUUCAUGACCGCUAGCAGCGCAGAGGUCCAGGUGAAGAUGCAAGAAUCAUUCAAGCGUAUGGGGGACGAGUACAUUACCUGCCCCUUGUCCACAAUAGUGAACCGGUUCAUGCCGGACGAUAUCCAGGCGCAGACGGAGACCAACCGAGAGUUCAUCUGCAGCAUGCUGAGCAGCUUCCACAAGCUGCGCGACGUCACCGAGAGGAUGUCCCAGCGCUCAAGAGAGAACUCCACUGACCUCAUCAUGUUCGGCAAGGACCUCCGAGCCCUGGGUAAAAAAGCCCAGCCUCCGCAGGUUGCCUCGGCAGCGCCAUCUUGGCAGAACCACCGGCAGUCCAUCCACGGGCUGUCCGAGGAGUUCCGCAUUCUGGCCGACAUGGCCGCACUCCAGGGGGAGAAGGAGGAGGAUGAGGUGGUGGAGAGGCUGAGUCUGUUCCUGGACCUGCUGCAGUCCUACAAAGAUCUGUGUGACCGUCAUGGGAGUGGGGUUUUGCUGGAGCACCAGAGAGUGCAGCAGAGGAGACCAGAUUCACUCAUAGAGCUGCUGGAGCAGCCAGAGUCACGCCUCACCCAGCAAGAGAACGCUAUACUGGCCAUGGAGCUGAGGAGCUAUUUCUCGCUGUUCUGUCUGCAUCAGGAGACCCAGCUGGUCUUCACCCACCUCCCCCUCACCACCAACAUCCUGGGGGCCUUCAUUCAGUCACAGAUCCAGGGACACAAAGAGAUGGGAGAGUUCUGGAAUGAGCUGUUGCCCAAACUCAACACCAUCUUCGAGGGCAACCCCAGAAUCUCCGCCUCGCCGCCGCGUUCGCCAUGCCGGAGGAUUAUUUUCCCAUGAUGCUCAGUGUCACAGCACCCAUUUUGACCGGAUUCCUUCGGGCACUGAAGAGUUUCACACACAUUCCAGUCCGCAUUGUGAAUGAACUGAAAUCUCACAUUUUGUCAUUGGCUUGAUUUUUAUCAUGUCUAAAUAAUUUCAAUUGAAUUAAAGAAGAUUUGUAAUUAUUAGUAACUGGGGAGUAAAAGGAAAAGUGUCAAAACAAACCUUGAUAUUAUAUUUCAUUGACCAACAUCUGGCGUCCAGAAUUUUCAUGAUUCAAUCAAAUCCUUUCAUCGUCCCAUCAAAUCCUGAUGUAUUGUUUUAUCGUCCAAUCAAAUCCUGAUAUAUACUUUCAUUGUCCAAUCAAAUCCUGAUAUAUCCUUUCAUCGUCCAAUCAAAUCCUGAUGUAUCCUUUCAUUGUCCAAACAAAUCCUGAUGUAUACAUCAAAUAUAUCAGAAAUGGUUAUUAAUGCUGUUUAAAAUGGUCUUAAACUACAGUAGUUUUCCUAAACAGCUCUUCUAGCAGAUCGUGUAGGCUCUGACUAAAUGAAACAAAACCUGCACUGGCUUUAAAAUGUAAUGUUAGUAAUACACGUCAUACUUGUAGAGUAAUGCAUCUUUAUGUGCAUCUAGGUUUUGUACUGUGGGCAUUCUCAUUGUUCUGCUAUGGCAACCUGUUGUUACUGCAUCUUUUGGUAUUGGUUUUCUACUGCAGAGUUCUAACCAACUGUUGGUCUGUACUGUCACUCUUUUUAUGUAGAACUGCUUACAGCCUCUGGCUUUCCUUAUUGCAUAAAUAAACAAAAACAUCUUAUCCUG
Clupea harengus (Atlantic herring) is the source of this 2365-nucleotide messenger RNA. RefSeq names its product sorting nexin 8b (gene snx8b). Gene Ontology annotation, molecular function: phosphatidylinositol binding. Gene Ontology annotation, cellular component: early endosome membrane. NCBI's taxonomy places the organism in Eukaryota, Metazoa, Chordata, Actinopteri, Clupeiformes, Clupeidae. Gene Ontology annotation, biological process: early endosome to Golgi transport; intracellular protein transport. The record is from RefSeq and is a predicted model, not a curated record.